AAAGACACCAUUAUUCAACUCCCAAACAUAGCAUUAAAAAAACGAAAAAAAGAGAAUGCCCUUUCCGUCGCUUGACUCGGGUCAUCCUCCUCUUCUCAUCACCUCCUUUCUCGCCUCUUUUUGUCUCUCUUCACCCCCGUUCUCUCUGGCCCAACCUCAAAAAUGGAAUCCACCCAUGUGAACUGGGAAACCCUAGAUUCCCUCAUCAUAGACUUCGCCAGAUCCGAGAAUCUUCUAGAAGAUUCCUCCUCCUCCUCUCCCCCUCCCUCUCCUUCCUCCUCCCCUUCCUCCUCCUCCUCCUCCUCCUACCGAUCUCGCCUCCUCAUUCACCAGAUCCGGCGCUCGAUAGAGUCUGGCGACAUCGAAUCCGCCCUUAAUUUUAUCAAGAGCCACGUGCCGGCGGUGCUCGAUGACCAUCGGAUUCUCUUCCGACUUCACAAGCAGAAAUUUAUUGAGCUGCUGAGGAGAGGGACGAAGAGGGACAGGGAUUUGGCGAUUGAGUGCGCUCGUGGCUCUCUUGCUCCUUGUGCCCUAGAUGCUUAUCCGGAAGCUUAUGAGGAAUUCAAGCAUGUCCUGCUAGCACUGAUAUAUCACGAAAAAGACCAGAUGUCUCCAGUGGCAAAUGAGUGGUCUGAGAAACAGAGGUUUGAUCUUGCUGGAUUGAUGGCUUCCAUAUUAAGAGCAUUUUUACAGGCCUAUGAUCCACUUUUUUCGAUGACCUUGCGAUACUUAAUAAGUAUCCACAAAGUGUAUUGUCUUCGGCAAGGUGUUUCCUCUCCGAUAUCAGAUCUUACUGAGAGGUUGCUUUUUGAUGAUCGUGACCCACCUGCAACUCCUCAGGAAAGUUUGUUCGAGGCACCACCAUUUGAUGAGGUUGAUAUACAAGCCCUCGCACAUGCUGUAGAGGUAACCAGGCAAGGAGCAAUUGAUAGCCUAAGAUUUGCCAAGGGAGAUUUAUUUCAGGCAUUUCAGAACGAAUUGUGCCGGAGGAGACUGGAUGUGUCAGGGCUUGAUCAUCUUGUCCACGAGUACUGCAUGUACAGAGGAAUAGUUGAUAGUGCUACUAAGCCUCCAUCAGCAAUGAACCUCGCAAACAGCUCAUCAAGGGACUGUUCUGUUAACUUAGACUCUGUGAAUUGCAAGCUUUCUGAUGGUGAAACCUCUGUUAGUAAUGUUGAUGCUAUAUGUGUCCAAGAAGCUAAUGCUGAAUCUGCAAGCAUGCAAGUUACUGAUGUUGAAAUGAGAUUUGCGUCGGAAGUGUCGAGCAGUCAUGAAGAUUGUAGCACCAGUGAUGCUAAUCAUUCACAAAGUUGUUCUAGAAGGCUGAGGAGGCGAUGCCAUUCAGAUGGAAGGAGGCGUAAGAGAUGGAGAGGGCGAAUUGAUAGGUCAGAACUAACAUGUGAUGUUCCAUCUUCUGAAACAAGUAGCAAAGGGUUGAUGACUUCAGAUAAGGGUAGUAGUGAUUGUAAACUUGGGGAAGAGCAGGCCUCCAGCUACAGUUCCUCCUUGGAAAAUGUUAACAUUUAUGACGAUAACAAGCUUGAGGUCGUGUUAGAAAUGAAAGAAUUGGCUAACAAAGGAUUGGCUGCUGAAGUUGUUGAGGAAGUGAACGCUUUAGAUCCAGACUUCUUUCAUCAAAAUCCUAUUCUAUAUUUCCAAUUAAAGCAGGUUGAAUUUCUUAAUUUGGUUAAUGGUGGUGAUCUUGCCAUGGCUCUGAAAGUUGCUAGCACUCAUUUAGGUCCUUUGGCUGCAAGCAAUCGAGCUUUGAUGAAGCCCUUAAAGGAAACUUUAUUGGCUGUACUUAAUUCUAAUGAAGCAGCUGCCAAAGCAUUCCCCUUAUCUGCACUGGCAACUUCUCUCCAGGUUGCUAUCGGUAGGAGGUUGGGCAUUGAAGAACCUCAACUGAUGAAAGUAAUGAGAGUAACUCUGCAUACACACAAUGAAUGGUUCAAGCUUCAAAUGUGCAAAGACCGUUUUGAGGAAUUACUAAAGAUUGAUCGCCUAAAAGAAGUUGAUGCACCUAUGGAGGGUGAUGGUACACCCAAGCUGCAUUCAGAUAAUUGUACUCAUGGAUCUUCUCAAACUACCAUAUGCUCAACCAGCAAGUUAGAAGACGGCAGCAGUCCAUCACAAGUCUCUUCGAGUGAAUAUGUUUGUGAUGAAGGUGCAAUACUAAAAGUCAUGGAAUUCCUUGCAUUGCCAAGAGCUGAUGCCAUCCAUCUCCUCAUGCAGAACAACGGGAAUGCUGAGACCGUCAUCCAGCAAAUAUUUUCGUAAUUAGGAAUGUACAGUUGUUACUCAAGUUCUCUAUUCAAAUUGAACUUGCCAUCACUAUAAAUUUUCCCUUUUCUUUAGUCACACCUUUUGGUUGUGCCACUGGUGUUUUCUUCCACCGGGAAAAUGUAAAUCUGUGUUUAUUUGCAUUGGGAUUUAUGGGUCUUGUGUACAGUGUUCUUUCAGGUGGGUUUUUCUUAAAUUAAAAAAGAAAAAAAAAGAAAAAACUUUCAGGCUAGGCCUCUGUUUUUUGGGGGAAAUGACUAGACCUCUGUUGUAUGUGUUUUUUGGUUGUCGGAUUGUACUUAUACCCACGUUACAAGAAUAAUACAACAGACACGGUGAAAGUUGCUUCA
Molecule: messenger RNA, 2630 nt
Organism: Asparagus officinalis (garden asparagus)
Lineage: Eukaryota; Viridiplantae; Streptophyta; Magnoliopsida; Asparagales; Asparagaceae
Exons: 12
Coding region: 163-2277 (704 amino acids)
Biological process (GO): proteasome-mediated ubiquitin-dependent protein catabolic process
Cellular component (GO): cytoplasm; nucleus
Source: RefSeq, a predicted model, not a curated record